Molecule: messenger RNA, 4136 nt
Organism: Syngnathus acus (greater pipefish)
Lineage: Eukaryota; Metazoa; Chordata; Actinopteri; Syngnathiformes; Syngnathidae
Gene: cacna2d3
Product: calcium channel, voltage dependent, alpha2/delta subunit 3
Exons: 39
Coding region: 104-3592 (1162 amino acids)
Cellular component (GO): voltage-gated calcium channel complex
Molecular function (GO): voltage-gated calcium channel activity
Source: RefSeq, a predicted model, not a curated record
AGGAGGAGGUCUCCUGUCACAGAAGGAUAACGGCAGCUCAAGAAAAAUCAGACGGCUCACCGGGGUGCAAGAGCAGAUUCCGGCAUCACUUUUGGAGCCGACCAUGAUGCUUCUUCGGCGCGCAUGCUGCGUCGUCAGCCUGCCGCUGUGCAUGCUGGCGGGCUUCAGCGUGCUCCUACUGGAGGUGGCCGCCGCUUCCCAGCAGGGGAUCCCGCUGUCGGUUGUAAAACUGUGGGCUUCAGCUUUUGGAGGAGAGAUUAAAUCCAUUUCUGCCAAAUAUUCUGGAUCCCAGCUGCUGCAAAAGGAACUGUGGGCCAUCACAGUGCCACGUCCCGGGAGCAACUCCAGCUCAGAGGCCUCCUCUCCCUCAACCAAAGGCAGCGGCAGGAUUAAUUCUCGAAUCUUAUGUCCCGGAGUGUGGGAGGAAGGCGGAACAACCCGAGUAAAUCCACGCAGAUACGGCGAAAGCAUCCAGACAGCGUUUCGAAAGCGACUCCAGGCUCAAAACCAGGGACCACCUUGCCCUGAGAAGUACAAGCCACCAGAAAAAUCAGUCCGAGUAGAAGAAAUCGAUGGUGUCAAGUUGGUGAAAAACCUGGCGGUGAAAAUGGAGGAAAUGUUCCGCAAAAAGGCAGAAGCCACCAGGAGGCUGGUGGAGGCUGCAGAAGAGGCACAUCAUCAACACAAAGAAAAUCCAGACCUGCAGUACGAGUACUUCAACGCUGUGCUGAUCAACGAAGUGGACAACGAGGGCAACAACGUAGAGUUGGGAGCAGAGUUUCUCCUGGAGCCAAACGACCACUUCAACAAUCUGUCCGUCAACCUCAGCCUCAGCGUCGUGCAGGUGCCCACCAACAUGUACAACAAAGAUCCGGACAUAGUCAACGGGGUCUACUGGUCCGAAGCUCUGAACAAAGUGUUUGUGGACAAUUUUGAAAGAGAUCCCACUCUUAUUUGGCAGUACUUUGGUAGCGCAAAGGGUUUCUUCAGGCAGUACCCUGGGGUGAAGUGGCAUACGGAUGAAAACGGGGUGAUAGGCUUUGACUGCAGGAAUCGGAAGUGGUACAUCCAGGCUGCAACUUCACCCAAAGAUGUCGUCAUCUUAGUAGACGUCAGCGGCAGCAUGAAAGGUCUGAGAUUGACCAUCGCCAGACAAACGGUCUCCUCGAUUCUCGACACGCUCGGAGAUGAUGAUUUCUUUAACAUUAUUGCGUAUAACCAGAACAUUCAUUAUGUGGAGCCUUGUUUGAAUAGCACUCUGGUGCGGGCAGACAGAACCAAUAAAGAUCAUUUUCGGGAGCAUCUGGACAAGCUGUUUGCCAAAGGGAUUGGACUUCUGGGGCAGGCGUUGACCGAAGCGUUCACAAUUCUCAGUGAAUUCAAUCAGACUGGCCAUGGGAGUGUGUGCAACCAGGCCAUCAUGCUCGUGACAGACGGGGCAACUGAAAUGUACGAUGAUGUGUUUGAGAAGUACAAUUGGCCCCAGAGAAAGGUACGUAUAUUCCCCUACCUGAUUGGACGGGAGUCUGCCUUUGCCGAUAACCUGAAAUGGAUGGCGUGCGCCAACAAAGGAUAUUUCAGUCAGAUUUCCACAUUAGCGGACGUUCAAGAGAACGUGAUGCGGUAUCUGCACGUCAUGAGUCGUCCCAAAGUUAUUGACCACGAGCACGACACCGUGUGGACCGAGGCUUACGUGGACAGCGCCCUUUCCCAGGCACACAAGUUAAAUGACAAAGCGGGCCCAAGUCUGACCACCACAGUUGCCAUGCCUGUCUUCAGUACUAAAAAUGAGACGAAGAAUCAGGGUAUUUUGUUGGGGGUCGUCGGAACAGACAUCCCUCUGCAGGAGCUGAUGAAGCUCAUUCCCAAACAUAUGUUAGGCAUCCACGGCUAUGCCUUUGCCAUCACAAACAACGGCUACAUCCUCACGCAUCCCGACCUGAGGCCUUUGUAUCAGGAGGGUCAGAAGAGGAGAAAGCCCAACUACAGCAGCGUGGAUCUCUCAGAGGUGGAGUGGGAGGACAAAGACGACAUUCUGCGCAACGCCAUGGUGAACAGGCGGACGGGGACCUUCUCUAUGGAGGUGAAGAAGACGGUAGACAGAGGGAGGCGUGUGUUGAAGAUGCACAAUGACUAUUACUACACGGAUAUCAAAGGGACUCCAUUCAGUGUUGGGGUAGCACUCUCGAGAGGACACGGCAAGUUUUUCUUCAGAGGAAACGUGUCCGUUGAAAAAGGGCUCCGUGAUCUGGAACAGCCAGAUGUCGCCUUGGCAGAUGAAUGGACGUACUGCAACACAGAGGAGCAGCACGAGCACCGUCACCUGACUCAGAUUCAAGCUAUCAAGCUCUUCAUGACGGGUCGCAGGCCCAACCUCAAGUGCGACCGAGAGCUGAUCAAGGAAGUGUUAUUUGACGCUGUUGUCACCGCUCCACUCGAGGCUUACUGGACCGGACUGGCUCUCAACAAGUCAGAGAACUCAGACAAAGGAGUGGAGAUCGCCUUCCUGGGCACGCGCACCGGCCUGUCAAGAACCAACCUGUUUGUAGCUGCAGAUCAGCUCUCCAAUCAAGAUUUCCUGACAGCCGAGGACAAGGAGGGCGUGUUCAAUGCCGAUCACUUUCCUCUGUGGUACAAGAGAGCGGCGGAGCAGGUCCCAGGGACAUUUGUUUACUCCAUCCCCUUCAGCACAGCUUUGGAGAAUAAAAGUGUUGUUUUGGCAAGCACAGCAAUUCAGCUCCUUGAUGACCGAAAAUCACCAAUUGUUGCAGCUGUGGGGCUUCAGAUGAAGCUUGAGUUCUUUCAGAGGAAGUUUUGGACCGCCUGUAGACAGUGUACAGCUCUGGAUGGGAAAUGCAGCAUUAGCUGUGAUAGCGAGGACAUCAACUGUUACCUCAUUGACAACAACGGCUUUAUUCUUGUCACGGAGGAGCAAUCACAGACAGGGCUCUUCUUUGGCGAGGUGGAAGGUGCCGUGAUGAACAAACUCCUCCAAAUGGGCUCGUUCAAAAGGAUCACACUUUACGACUACCAGGCUAUCUGCAGAGAGUACGCUGGGAGCAGCGACAGCGCACGCACUUUGUCAGAUCCUUUCACUGUUGUCAAGUGGCUCCUUACCGAACUUGUGAUUUUUCUCCUGGAAUUCAACCUGUACAGCUGGUGGAAUGUCGAUCUGUCGGUUAAAGCUCAGAGAUCUCCGGGAAAGACGACGAUGGUGCCUUGUGACACAGAAUACCCCGCCUUCGUCUCAGAGCGCACUAUCAAAGAGACCACUGGAAACAUUGAAUGCGAUGGCUGUGUCAGAUCCUUUGUCAUACAGCAGAUUCCCAGCAGCAAUCUUUUCAUGGUUGUUGUGGACAACAAGUGCAACUGCAACAACGCUCCACCAGUAACCAUGGAUCCAAUUGAGAUCAUGUAUAACGAAUCCCUGAAGUGUGACCGACUGAAGUUUCAGAAGGACAGAAAGAAGCCGGAAUCAUGUCAUCCUUUCCACCCUGAGGAAAAUGCCAUGGAGUGCGGUUCAGCUUCCCGUCUCUACAGUCCUCUCACAGCAGCUUUGCUCCCCUUAAUAGCAGCGAGUGUCAGCAGGUGACCAUCAGCAGCAGAAGUUUGCAGCAGCCACGAACGGACUUAACAACAAAAGGCAUCCAAACCAUUAACACGUAGGAAACAAGGCCAAUCACAAAUGAUUUCUGCAGGAAGCGCUUUAGUGAGAACAACAUUCUUACUCACACUGAGACUCAUCCAUUCAUGCAGAAAACGUUUUUUGUAGAUUAUGCCACUGACAGCUCACUGUGGUGAUAAUUGUUAUUUGUGUAAUAAAUACAUUUGUGGUUGCUGUGAGGACUUGUGAUAUAUAAAAAAAAAGAAUGCCGAACAGUCAAGAAAGUAGUUUGGGCAAAAGAUUGCUGAAACACUCAUAUUUAUUUUUGUUCACACUGUAUAUUUAAGAUUUAUCCACAAGAAACAUGUAAAAUAUCAAAGAGUAGUAAGAGCACUUUAACUUGCUUUAUUCUGCCAUUUUGUUUGCCAUUGUCAGACACACUAUUGAUGCAUGUUUUGACUGUGUGUUCAAAGAAUGUUAAAUGAGUAUGUCUCAUCAAAACGAUCACGAAUAAAGACAUAUUUUUCCUUGA